Molecule: messenger RNA, 4085 nt
Organism: Labeo rohita (rohu)
Lineage: Eukaryota; Metazoa; Chordata; Actinopteri; Cypriniformes; Cyprinidae
Gene: plaa
Product: phospholipase A2-activating protein
Exons: 14
Coding region: 63-2453 (796 amino acids)
Biological process (GO): ubiquitin recycling; proteasome-mediated ubiquitin-dependent protein catabolic process
Cellular component (GO): cytoplasm; nucleus
Molecular function (GO): ubiquitin binding
Source: RefSeq, a predicted model, not a curated record
GUGUGUGUGUGUAGUGUUGCUGUGUCAGUGUGUGUAGGGAUCGCUGUCUUUCAUCAGUAAUAAUGUCGGACAGUAACUCAUACAGACUGCGUUGCUCUCUCCCCGCACACGAGAUGGAUGUCAGGGGUCUCGCCGCUACCGCGUAUCCAGACGGAGCGUUUGUGUCCGUGUCCAGAGACCGAACCGCACGGGUUUGGGUACCAAACCCAAGUGAAAACCAUGCCUUUACGGAGAUGCACUGUAUGAACGGCCACUCAAACUUUGUGUCUUGUGUGUGUAUCAUAACUCCUAAUGAGACAUAUCCACGAGGACUCAUCGCCACUGGAGGACAUGACAACAACAUCUGCGUGUUUUCACUAGACAGACCAGACCCUUUGUUCACCCUCGAAGGUCACAAAAACACAGUCUGCACACUCUCAGCUGGCAAGUUUGGCACGAUACUGAGUGGCUCAUGGGACACUACAGCCAAAGUCUGGCUUGGUGAGAAAUGCAUGAUGACCUUACAGGGACACACCGCUGCUGUAUGGGCCGUAGUCAUUUUGCCAGAGCAGGGCUUAAUGCUGUCUGGAUCAGCUGACAAGACCAUCAAGUUAUGGAAGGCUGGUCGCUGUGAGAAGACUUACACUGGUCAUGAGGACUGUGUGCGAGGGCUCGCUGUGAUAAACGAGGUGGAGUUUUUCUCCUGCAGUAAUGACGCCAGCAUUAGACGGUGGAUGGUGACGGGUGAAUGUGUGCAGAUUUACUACGGUCACACUAACUAUAUCUACAGCCUUGCUGUCUUCCCUAACGGACAAGACUUCGUAAGCACAGGAGAGGACAGGACACUGAGGGUCUGGAGGAAGGGCGAAUGUUCCCAGACUAUCCGUCUUCCUGCCCAGUCAGUAUGGUGCUGCUGCAUUCUACCUAAUGGAGACAUUGCUGUGGGAGCCAGCGAUGGUGUUAUCCGCGUUUUCACCGAGAGUGAAGAGCGUGUAGCAAGUGCUCAGGACCUGCAGGCUUUUGAGGAUGAGCUCUCCAAAGCCAUCAUCGACCCCAAGACUGGAGACUUGGGUGACAUCAAGAUAGAGGACUUACCUGGCAGAGAGCACCUGAAUGAACCAGGGAAUCGGGAUGGCCAGACGCGGCUCAUAAAGGAGGGUUCUAAUGUUGAAGCGUAUCAGUGGAGCGUGAGUGAUGGACGCUGGAUGAAAAUCGGAGAUGUAGUGGGCGGGUCUUCUCAGCAAAAUUCAAAGCGAGUGAUGUAUGAGGGCAAGGAGUAUGACUUCGUCUUCAGUAUCGAUGUGAAUGAGGGAGGUCCUGGUUUGAAACUGCCUUACAAUGUGACAGACGACCCCUGGCUGACAGCUCACAACUUCCUGCAGAAGAAUGACCUGAGUCCCAUGUUCUUAGAUCAGGUGGCUAAUUUCAUCAUCGAGAACACUAAAGGACACACCAUAGGCCCAGCCACCGCCUCGGCCACAGACCCCUUCACAGGUGCGGGACGGUACAUUCCGGGUUCAGGAGGUGACAGCCAAGGAUUUGGUGCUGAUCCUUUUACAGGGGCUGGUCGAUAUAUACCAGGGUCAGGGUCUACAGGCACAGUGCCUUCAGGCGGAGCUGAUCCAUUUACUGGUGGCAGUGCGUAUUCCUCUCUUCCAAAAGCUACGACAAACAUCUUCUUCCCCAAUACGGAUGGAGUUAUGUUUGAACAGGCAAAUACAACUCAGAUCCUUGGUAAGCUUCGGGAGCUGAACAACACUGCUCCUGCGGACCAUAAGUUGAGUGAUGCAGCACUGGACUGUCUGGAGAAGUUGUUGCACUUAGUUGCAGACCUGAAGAGUCAGGAACAGCCCACGGCAGAACAGAUCAGUGUUCUCUGGAGGUCUUGCCACUGGCCAGAAGACAUUGUCUUCCCAGUGUUGGACAUCCUGCGUUUGGCUGUGCGCCAUCCUGAAGUCAACGCCCAGCUUUGUGGUGGGACUGAAGGUGCCAGUCUUUGCAACCAUCUCCUGGGUCUCAUGUCCCCCGAGGGCAGGCCCGCAAAUCAGAUGCUGGCGCUCCGCACUCUCUGCAACUGUUUCACUGGGUCUCACGGCCGCGCUCUACUCCUGGGUCAGCGUGACACAGUCCUGUCCCGGGCCGGAGACCUCCGCGUGGUCUCCAACAAGAACAUCCACGUGGCGCUGGCUACCCUGGUGCUCAACUACGCUGGAAGGUUGUACGGUCAACCCACUGAGAUCGAGGCGAAGGCACAGUGCUUAUCAGUGGCCAGCACUGCCUUAGAGGUCGUACAGGACAGAGAGGCCGUCUUCAGGCUUCUGGUGGCCCUGGGGACUACAGUGGCCGGGGACAACACCGCAAAGGACCUUGCACGAUCUUUGGGUGUCAACUCUCAGAUUUCUAAAUACGCCAGGGUCUCUGAUCCGGCUAAAGUGGGCGAGUGCUGCCGACUAGUGCUUGAUGAACUGCAGUGAUCUUAUGAAGGUGUCGGAGUGCAGCCAACUUCUCCUUCCAUUACUACUCCUCCAUGACAAAAACCUGUCUCUUUCAGAUCUCUUAAACCUCAAUCUCUAUACCAUUAGUUUGUAUUUAAAUUUUCACAUUUUGAUGCUGAAUGGAUCUGAAUGAAUGCAUGAUGUGAAUAAACACUGAUCAUUAAUUGAAAUCUUUCCUAAAGCAAGGCUCGUGUUAUUGAGGUCAGGGUUCGUACAAUGUGCUUAAAGGUCCACUGAAGUGCUUUGAAACACACAGCGUUAUUCUGUGCUGACAUAAUUUCAACUGAAACAGGAAGAGAGGACGUCAAGCAGUCCUGCACCCUUUUUUAAAUAGCCAAUAGAGUUUAGUUUAUUUCAGAGGCAUUGAUCUUGGGAAAGCUACAUUUGUCAGCAUAUUUUACAUUUUAAUUAACAAUUUUAAUUUCAUAGGGACUUUAAAGUACUUGAAUUUGACUUUUUGAAAUUUAAGCGCUGGAAAAUCUUUGAUAAUAGCAGUAUUCAUGAAGAAGUAUUUGAAAAGUGCUUAAAUUAUUGAAAGGCAAUGUAUCUAUCAAAUAAGUGUUUAAUUUUGUUAAUAAGCACGUCUUUUCACGUAAUUAAAAAACAUACCUUUUUCGCUUAUUUUAGUUAAUGUCAGAAAAGAAUCAAACUAAGCAAGUAGUAGUACUGACAGUAAACAUGGCUGAAGAUGUGAAAAAAAUACUCAUUUACGCUGGAACCGCUGCGAUUGAUUUAAACUUGUGACUUUGAUCAUUCAUUUCAAGAGAUUCAGUUAAUUAGCAAAAACCACAUCAAAUUAAAAGAGCUACUCAUUUUCAAAUUUAGCCAUUGCUUGUAAUGAUUUUAAAAAUGCAUGUAGUUAUUGUAGAGCUUUUCGAAACUCUGAAUCAGUUAAACCAUUGCAUCGCAAAAUGAUGCACUGUUUUGAACUGUAUCGCAAAUCAUUUGAUUCAGAUCGGGCCUUCAUAUCGCAUAUUGCAAACUGUUUGAUUUAGAUCUGAACUUCAGAAAGUCCAAAAAGAAAAUGUCAAACCAAGGCAGUACAGUUAAAAAAAAAAAAAAAAUACGCAAAUACAAAUCCUUUAAGAAAAUUAACCAGUUUUACUAUAGUAAAAGUGUAGUAUACUUUGUAAUACUUUAGUAGUAAUACUUUGCAUGUGCUUCACUUUAUUUUUGCCAAUAUAUUUUUAUUUAUCUAUUUCCUUUUUUUUUUAAAUUUGAAAUGGAAGACUGUUCGAUAAGUGAGAUCUCUUAUUGAAUACUUGAAAUCAGUAUCAGUGCUUGUCAAGUCCUUGAAAGUCCUGGAAUUUCAUUUUACAAUAUCUGUACGAACCCUGUGAGGUAGAUUGGAGGUUCUCAACUUUUUGACUCAAACUCCCCCCAUAGUUUCCCAACCACAUUUAGACUAAAACAUUUGUAGUGUUUCUGCUGUAAAUAUUACCAAACUCCUUGUUUUUAGACCUUUAAAACUACGAGUAUUUAUAUAUUGAUUUACAUAUAAUGAACAAUUUAUUUAGUGAUUUCAGGACUCUCAAGAACUGAAUGAUUACCGUUCAUCUUGAUUUAGAUUUAUUUUUAUUUAUUUUUUAGCAUUUUAAUGCCUUUUUUUUG